AUGCAUUUUAGAAUACGAGCCGCUACAAAGGAGGACUGCAAAGACAUAUCGAGGAUGAUCAUGGAGCUGGCCGUUUAUGAAAAGAUGCCCGACCAGGUGAAGAUAUCCCAUGAAGAACUGGAGCGUGAUGGUUUCUCCCAGAAUCCCUUCUUUGAAUGCCUUGUUGCAGAAGUUCCAGAGGAGCACAAAUCAGAAGGAGGAUUUACGGUGGUUGGCUAUGCCCUUUAUUUUUACACCUACAGCACCUGGAAGGGCCCAUCAGUUUAUUUGGAAGACCUCUACGUGAUGCCAGAAUACAGAGGAAAUGGAAUUGGCAAAGGUUUACUGUGCAAGGUUGCAGAGGUGGGGAAAAAGAAGCAGUGCGUACGGCUGCAGCUGUCUGUGCUGAACUGGAAUACUCCCUCUCGAGACUUCUAUGCUGCUAAAGGAGCUCAGGACCUCACGGUCAGCGAAGGCUGGCACUUCAUUCGCUUUGAGGGCCAAAGCCUGGAUGAUUUAGCAAAUGAAGCACCUAAAGAUUAG
Messenger RNA from Menidia menidia (Atlantic silverside), 522 nucleotides. Lineage: Eukaryota; Metazoa; Chordata; Actinopteri; Atheriniformes; Atherinopsidae. The record is from the annotation of a GenBank genome assembly.